This is a messenger RNA of Trichobilharzia szidati, 1482 nucleotides long. Lineage: Eukaryota; Metazoa; Platyhelminthes; Trematoda; Strigeidida; Schistosomatidae. The record is from the annotation of a GenBank genome assembly.
CUAAUAACUUUAAUCAGAUGACGAAGGGUCUUUGCCAGACUGUUUUUGUACAGGUUGGUACGAGUUGGUUCAUACUUCACUAAUAUGAGCACUUAUUUCCAAAUUGUUCGAAUCGUUCCCCCUUAGGAUACAUUUGUCAUCCGUAUAUACGGAUAGCAACGAUUUCCUAUAUAUAUAUAGGAAACGCAUUGCGAAUUUUCCAUUGAACUUGUUCAGUCAGCCAUUUUUAUGCAGAAGUAAUACUUCAGUGUUGGACUAGUGGGAUACCUAUUGCUACCGUUUAUGUGUACUUUUAUGAAGUAUGGCAACCCUAACUGUUGUGCGUUUGUACACAGUGCUAUGCUAAAGUUUCAUUUCCACCACUACUCUAUCCUCCUGAUUGUAGGUUUCACCGUUAGUUUUGGAACUUGCAUCCAUUGUACACUUAAUUAGUAAUUCUUUGGAAAAUUUUUGGGGAAUUCAAAAAUUUAUUUACUUUUAAUUUACCUAUUCAUCUAUUUAAUUAAUUGUUUUAACCAUUGGGAUAUUUGCAGUUUGUGACGUUUCAUCAAUAUAUAUAUAUAGUUUUAUCCUUGGUGUUGACAUCUUUCUUUUUUUCUCGGAAUGUGGGUAUAUCCUCUCAUGGCUCUAUAAGAAAGAAUGUGCAUGAAAAAAGUAACUGGACUUGGAAAUAUACUUAUUUUCGCAGCAUCGUUUCUCUCAAGCAUCGAAAUAAUCAUAUACCCUCCGUCAUAUGAUUGGAGCUACGUUAAUGGGAAACAGCUAUCCGGAAAACUUUAGAUAGAUAGUGUAUACCGCCUAACGUGGCUCACUACCAAAACUAACAAUGAAAAUGCAAAGUAAAGUAUGCAGCGACUCGCAUAGCAAUCAUCCGACAAUUGAUAAAUGUCUCUCACGCCAACAUUAUUUUCCAGCUCUAAAUUUGAGUGCAGCAAACAAGCAUUGAGAAAAUCUGAAAGACUACCCCCACUCAGUGUUCAGAGGAAAUAAUUUAUCCCCUUAACUCGAAAAGUCUGUACUGGCAUAAGAAAGAACAGUGCAUCUACUUGAAUUUAAUAAGCAAAUUCCAUGAUUAAAUACCAACGCUUGGAGAAUAAACAGCUUCCAUUUACGUGCUGAGGUAUUUUUUCGUAACCCGUGGAUUGGUCUUGGAGCCUAAGGUGUAUAAUGACAGUUCCGCAAGCUAGUAGUUCAAAGACAUCAGGACGGAAGAAAACGAACUUCAAAAAUAUCAAACAAGUUUUAAAUGCAGAGUCACAGAUCAAAUACCCGCCGGAUGCUGUUCUUUACAAUCAUAUAAGUGCACCGCCAAGUAUUCGCCCGCCAAUGAAAGUGUCUGAUCUAAGUGGAGUACCAACUAAUUAUACAGAUCCGCAAACUAAUCUUAAUUAUGCCACUUGUUCCGAAUUCCGAAGACUAAGAUGUCUACCACAGCACAUCGUAAAUGGCUACUUGGCUUUGAAGGGUGUCUCACAUAACUGA